UUUUGAGCACAUAAAUCACCUUUGAUGAGUGUGUGUGGGUCUGAGUGUCAAACACAGUGUGCCCCACUGUUUAAAAGAACGCCACCCCUUCAGUCCAACUGCAGUCUCAGCUGGGACCAAGUUGGUGACUCAUACGUGAUCUCUCUUCACUCGGAUAACGUGAACCCUCAGCUACAAUCAUGGCACGUCUGGAUCAGGCAAUUGCAAAUAUUGUGGAUGUAUUCAUGGAAUAUGCAGAUGAUGGCGGUAAGAAAAAGAAGCUGAACAAAGACGAGCUCAAGAGGCUGUUUGAGCAUGAGAUCCAAAGCCCUGAGUUUAAGGGUCAUAUCAAUACUGACGAUAUUGAAGAAGCCAUGGAGAUGUUGGACAAAAACCAUGAUGAUGAAGUGAACUUUCGUGAGUUUUGUCGGUGUGUGUCCGCUCUUGCUAAAAGUUACUACCACGCGAAAAGCGGCAGGGGUGGCAAGAAAGGCAAGGGCAAAGGCAAAGAAGGCGCCCAAGAAGACUAAAGAAAGUCAGACACUUUUAAUCAACAAUUAAACAUAUUAUCUAUACAGAUAUAAUGUAUAUAUGUUACACAAUAUUCUCAGCUCAUGAUAAUUGUUUUUUUUCUGUAGAAUAGUAAUCAAGUACUGUGCAUUGUGUCUCAAAACAAAUAAAACCUGUAAAAUGCU
This is a messenger RNA of Cololabis saira (Pacific saury), 674 nucleotides long. RefSeq names its product protein S100-A6-like. The transcript is spliced from 3 exons. NCBI's taxonomy places the organism in Eukaryota, Metazoa, Chordata, Actinopteri, Beloniformes, Belonidae. The coding region runs from base 180 to 509 and encodes 109 amino acids. Gene Ontology annotation, molecular function: calcium ion binding; transition metal ion binding. The record is from RefSeq and is a predicted model, not a curated record.